UUUACACCAUAAUUUUUUUUUGAAUACAUUGGAAUUUGAGAAAUUUGUCCGUGACACUGUUGAUAAUUGUAACUCAUAUAAUGUGUUCAUACAAUUCAUGCGCAUCGUUCAACUGCGACGAAUUUCGCGCGUAGCAAAGAAAACUAUAUCUAGAGUCGAGGACGCGAACGAGGCUAGUGUAAUGCACGCAAAGCAUGCUCUUGCCAGUAGUGCCCGGUAAAAGCUCUAGGAAGCUUUUGUAUAUAUACAAAAAAUUAUAUACAAAACACGUUUCGUGUAUAUAUUUUUUUUUUAUAUUCAUUUCUAGUUUAAAUUAUAUUGUGAUAUUUUAAUCAUAUAAAAAAAAAUGCAUUUUGGUGAAAAAAAAAACUUCCCUUAUUUUCUAAUUGGCCAAUUAGUGUAAAGAAAGAAAAAAGAAAAAGAAAAAAAAUGUUUUCUUUAAUUUCGAUCUGGAGAAAGCGGCUGACUGAUAUACUGACCAUUAUCCCUGCGUGCGUCUGAUUAUAACCAACAAACGUCAAUUUAUACUACUGUUCGCUUAGUACUCGACCUUUACUACUCGUCUCACUAUUGAUAUUUACAAGCACUGCUGCUAAUCUACAAAACAAAAAAAAAAAAAAGAAAAAAAAAACUGAAAACCAUGUCAACGUUAAUGUGUCUGCUAUAAAUGUCUCUGUGUAUAUAAAUCUAGCACAGGGCUGUCCAAGAACAUAAAAAAAAAAGAAAAAAGAAAAAAUUAAUCCAAAAGUGAAUGGCCUCGGAUGGAAUUUAAUUAUUCUGGGACAGGCCUGAUCUAGCAGACUCCCUCCCUCCCCCCUCACAACGGUCAAUGGACCGUAAAAGUGUGAAAAUCCAAUAAAAAAAAAAAAAAAAAAAAAAAUUUUUGAGUGAUAUAAAAAUCAUCAAUUGGAUUCAAUCAUGAAUCUUAUGUUCCGUAAGAAUUUCGCGGGCGAAAGGGGUCCUGGCUCUGGCGAGAGGACAGGUGGGUCUGGAUGUGGGCCAGGAUUAGGCGGUGGAGGGGAUAGCGUUGGGUCCGGUGGUGGUAGAGGUUUGGGACGUACAGGCGCUGUUGGUGCUAAUCGUGGUCCAAUUCUUCGUAGUCGUGAAUUUGGCUAUUCCAUGGAUAAUGAUCAUUCGAGUUACACAUAUCGCACUCAUUUAUUCCUAUCGCCUCCUGCAGGUGGUGCAAUUGAUGAACACACUGAGAGAUUCGGCCCAGGACCAAGGCGCAAUUCAGGUCCACAUGUUGUUAAAUGGGGCGGUGGCGCCGGUGCCAAUCCAAAUAAACGGAAACCAAGUGUUAAUCAAAAGGAUGUCAACGAAUGCACAAUGCCAACUGCCUCAAGACAGGUGUCAUUUACUGGUAAUAGAACAAUGGGAACAUAUACACCGUUAGUGGUUUCGGGAAAUAGUCCACCACGAGGUGAACCAAUUUCUUUAGCAACAUUGGAAAAAGAUUGCUUCAUCAUUCCCCUUGCUGCCCUAGAAAGAUUUCUGCCUGCAGGAGUGCCGCAUGCGCCUAUCACCGAUAAAAAAAGGCCUGGAAGUCCACUAUCAAUUUUAGAAGUUGAGGAUCCAAAACAAUGUGUUUUGGCACAUUUUAUGACACCUCUGGAACCAUUGGAUCCAAUUGUCGAGUCACCGGUAGCCAAGCCAUUGGUAUUGCAACGUGACACUGCCGCAGAAUUAGUCGCCGAAAUUGCCCCAUCAGCCUCACAAAGUAUUCUACUCACAAACAUGGAGAGAAAUGCGGACUUUCCAUUUAUCAGUUACUAUCUAAUAAAUAAGCAGACAACUGAUAUUUUGGAAUUUUAUCAAGAAGUUCAAUGUGCAGCGUUAAGAAAAUUUGAUCCUAGAGAUUUGCGAUAUGCAGCUAAUCAUAAUUUGGAUUUAUUUAAUGAAGUUGCAACAAUUGCUAGACCACCAUUAGAACCACCAGGUGGAAGACCACCAAUACCGUCCACUGGUUAUAUUGUUUCAAUAUUCAAAGUAUUCGAAGGUGACGAUGGAGUUAAAUUUGAACAAAAUUGGCUCUACUGGACAGGAGCUCGAAUGAUGUAUCGAUAUCUGCCAAAAUCAGUCGGUCUAAGACGCAUCACACUUCACAAAUCAAUGUCUCAGGGUGACAAAAUGUAUUUAUUAAUCUGCGAAUGUUCACAAUUACAAGAUAAUCUCUCAGCAGCUGCAAUUUUAUUGCCAGCACUUAGAGCUCGUUUAUGUGGUUACAUUGGCCUUUAUAGACCUUCAGUCUGUUUUUAAAAAAAUAAUUCUCUUCGAAAAAAUUUUAAUUCUCAUCAGUUUUAUACUCGAGAAGAAAUGCCUAAAAAUCCUUGCUUUAUCGAUUGCAACAAUGUCAAAAAAACCAAUUACUAUCGCAUUAAGAUUUACUAUUAAAAAAAAUAGGCGACAAAUUUUUACACACUUAUAAUAUACGUAAUAUUAAUUGCAAACAUAUCAUACAUUCGAAAAAACUGUGAUAUUCGAUGAUACAUAUAUAUAUAUCACAAGUACUUCAAUAUUUAAUAUAUAUAUAUUAAAUCUUUCAAUGAAUAAUAUAGAUUUUAAAACAAAAGAAAAAUUUUCAUUCUUUGAAAAUUUUUAUAUAGAAAAACUUUAUUCUCUGUUACUGUUCACUUUGUUAUUAGUUUAUAUAGAAAAUUUUAGAAAUUUAGUGAAUUUUUCUUGUUAAAAAAAAAAGCUCACGAGUUUGUAACAAAAAUUUCGAUAGGCAAAAAAAAAUUGCUUUCAGAUUAUUGAAUUUUAAAAAUUAAGGUCGUACAUCCGGGAAAUUCGUAGAAAUAUCAAGGAAAAAUUUUUUAUUUACACGAAAUUUAAAAGAAAUUUGUUUUUUCCAAAAUUCUUAUUUCGCCAAAAUAUAUUUAAUUCAAAUAAAAAAGAAAAAAAUAAUCAUUGCACUGAAAAAAUAAAACUGAAUUUAACAAAAAAAAUUUAAGUUUUAAAUUAAAUAAAUAAACAAUAAUAAUAAUAAUCGAUUAAAAAUCAAAUUUUAAUUAAUUUAAAUAAAAUAUUAAAUUAAUUUAAAAUUUUUUCACAUUUUGAAAAAGAAAAUCCCAGCUGCACAGCCUUAAUAAUAAAAAGAAAAAUAUAUCUAUAAUUUCUAUUAAGUCUAAUCAAUUUCUAAAAAAGAGGAAAUAAAAUUGAGAUUACAAAUUUCUAUCAUGUAGUGAAAUCUAUCUUGAAACAAUUUUGUCAAUCCAGUCAAGAUUUUAUUCGAAAAAUAUUCUAGGAUUUUAGAAAAUAAAAAAUUUCCAUAGUGACAAAAAGUUAGCGAAUUAUUAUUAUUAUAAGGUGUUUUUGCAGAAGAAGAAAAAGAAAUAUCUAUUUAGAGAAAAAGAAGAAAAGUGAAGUUAUAGUGUGACUUGGCAUUUUAGUACAAAAAAAGAGAAAA
Messenger RNA from Leptopilina boulardi, 3409 nucleotides. RefSeq lists its product as uncharacterized. NCBI's taxonomy places the organism in Eukaryota, Metazoa, Arthropoda, Insecta, Hymenoptera, Figitidae. Bases 919 to 2259 code for a protein of 446 amino acids. The transcript is spliced from 6 exons. The record is from RefSeq and is a predicted model, not a curated record.